UUGAUAAAAUGAACAGAAAUUUAAUCGUUGCGCUGCUUAUCGCUAGCUUAGUUGCUGGUCAAUCUGCUAGGGAAUUUUUUUGUGAAUUUAAAAGUGAUGGAGUGUUCGAAGAGAAUGUCGAAAAAAGUCUGUCACGACUAACUGACCACCCAUUCACCUAUUUCGUUGAUUGUGAAGAUGCCCUGAAGAAAGGAUUUACAAUGAGCGGCGUUUAUCGUAUCAAACCUGAAGCUUCGUUCAGACCGUUUCCAGUGUGGUGCGACAUGGAAACGGAAGGAGGUGGAUGGACUCUCAUUCAAGUCAGAUACGACGGAUUGACGGACUUUUUUAGAAACUGGGUAGAAUAUAGGAAUGGAUUUGGCAGCGUUGACAGUGACCAUUGGCUUGGGAAUAAUUUAAUUCACCAAUUGACAGAGAAUAACGAUUAUCAGUUGAAAAUUGAAUUGACUGGUUUCCAACAGAACGAAUUUGCCUAUGCCAAAUACUCUCCAUUCCGAAUUGGUACGGAGGACGAAAACUACAAACUCUACGUUGGAAAUUUCACUAGUGAAGGACAAAUUAGUGACUCUCUUACGUAUCAUAAUGGAGCUAUGUUCACAACAAAAGACAAACAAAACGAAGGUACAUAUAAUUGUGCUGAAAGGUACAAAGGGGCUUGGUGGUACCGCCAAUGUUAUUAUUCUAAUCUGAAUGGAGUUUGGAUGAGUAAGGUCCGUUCGCUUUCUACCAGAGGAUCAAAAUCGGCUGACAAUGAAAUUGGUGUAAAUUUUAGAAAUAUUUUCAACGUAACCUUUUACAGUUUGAAGAGCGUAGAAAUGAAAGUGCGGAGGAUGCGACGGAAGUAAUUGACUUUCGUCGAUAUUCAUGGAUAAAAUAAACACAAAAUAAACCUCAAA
Molecule: messenger RNA, 896 nt
Organism: Bradysia coprophila
Lineage: Eukaryota; Metazoa; Arthropoda; Insecta; Diptera; Sciaridae
Product: microfibril-associated glycoprotein 4-like
Source: RefSeq, a predicted model, not a curated record